Molecule: messenger RNA, 5172 nt
Organism: Austrofundulus limnaeus
Lineage: Eukaryota; Metazoa; Chordata; Actinopteri; Cyprinodontiformes; Rivulidae
Gene: ncam2a
Product: neural cell adhesion molecule 2
Biological process (GO): homophilic cell-cell adhesion; synapse organization
Cellular component (GO): plasma membrane; axon; neuronal cell body
Molecular function (GO): protein binding; axon guidance receptor activity
Source: RefSeq, a predicted model, not a curated record
UCGAUGCUGGAGGGGUGGGGGGGUCCCUCCUCAGCGCCCGAGCGAGCACGAGCGCCCAUCGCGGGAGCGCGCGCAUAGGAAGGGAAGGGGGGGAAAGGGAAGAAGGAGCYGAGGCAGCCUCACACAGUCGCCAGCGGAGCCCAGGACGGCGGAUGAACGGAGCGCAGCGUGCGUGUCGCCCUUGUCGAUUUACCGCAGCAGCUUCCCCCUCAAGAGCCGCGUCCCGCAGCCCGAAACCCGCCCGAAAAAUGCUGCUCAGAGUGGCCGUUCUGCUCGGGGCGCUCGUCGGCGUCAGUCAAGCUGCCCUGCAGGUGUCUAUAUCGUUGAACAAAGUGGAGUUAAGUGUUGGAGAGUCAAAAUUUUUCAUCUGCACAGCCAUCGGUGAGCCCGUAAAGCUGGAAUGGUUCAACCCGCAGGGUGAGCGCAUCACGUCCUCCAGGCGAAUGUCCCUCCACACGGAGACGUCGCGGUCCAAGCUGAUCAUUUACAACGCCAUCAUCGAAGACGCGGGGAUUUACCGCUGCCAGGUCACGGACGCCAGCGGUCACACCGAGGAGGCCUCGGUCGUGCUGGAGAUUUACCAGAGGCUAACAUUCCGGGACGUUCAGUCACCGCAGGAGUUCCGCCAUGGCGAGAUGGCCGAAGUGGUGUGUGAUGUCAUCAGUUCGCCUGUGCCGGUGGUGGUGUGGUACUACCAAGACAAAGAAAUAACGGAGGAGCACCGCAGCAGGUACCAAGUGUUGCCAAACAACAACCUGCUGAUCAACGUGGUAACCAAGGCCGACGAGGGCGUGUAUCGCUGUGAGGCCAGCGUCGAGGCGCGUGGAGAGAUCGACUUUGUGGACAUAGCUGUGGUGGUCAACGUGCCUCCAGUGUUGUCAGUUUUCCAGCCGUCCUUUAACGCCACCGCUGACUACCAGGAAUCAGUCACCUUUACUUGCAUUACUUCUGGAUCCCCUGAUCCCACGGUUACAUGGCACAGGAAAGGGCAGCAGCUGGAGCCAUCGGAGAAAUACAUUUUCAACAGGUUGGAAGGUGGGCGCAGUAUGCUGACAGUCCGCAACAUUCGACAGGUUGAUGGAGGAAGUUACUCCUGCAAGGCUACCAACAAGGCAGGCUCUCAGGAAAGAGAGCUCUUCCUCAAUGUGUUUGUCCAGCCCCACAUCACCCAGCUGAAGAACGUGACAGCCGUAGAGGGCAGCGCCGCCAUGAUCUCCUGCGUGGCCGAGGGCGAGCCGCUGCCUGACAUCUCCUGGAAGAGAGCCAGCGAUGGCCAGACCUUCGUGGAUGGAGUCAAGAGUCGAAACGAACGGUUUGAAGUCCGCGGCCGUCACGGCAAGUCUGUGCUGACCAUCAGCGGAGUGCGCCUCACUGAUCUGGGUCGAUUCGACUGUGAGGCACAAAGCAGGAUAGGAGGCCAUCAAAAAAGCAUGUUUCUCGACAUUGAGUAUAUCCCCAAAUUCUUGACGAACCAAACUGUUUUUUACUCCUGGGAGGGGAAUCCGGUGAACAUAAGCUGUGGUGUGAAGUCCAACCCAGCCGCCACCAUGCUGUGGAGGAGAGAGCGCUUCACCAUCUCAGAGGGAACCCCCAACAUGCAGAUACAUAGUUCAGAUGACAAGUCUGUACUGGAGGUGACUCCGAUGUCUGACAGAGACUUUGGCCGGUACAACUGUACAGCCCGAAACAACAUUGGAGUUCGAUACCAAGAGUUCAUUCURGCCCAGGCAGAUGUACCAUCAAAUCCGUACUCAGUCCGUCUGUCGGCCGUCUCCCAGCGCUUAGCGACGGUCACGUUCAUGAAGCCGGACUCUCAUGGCGGCGUUCCCAUCAGCUACUACCUGGUCCAGUACAAGGAGUUGGGUUCCCAGGACUGGAGAGACGUCAGGUCACACAGUGACCAAACCACAGUCGUCCUGACAGGACUGGAGCCCAACACGACGUACGAGGUUCGAGUGGCAGCUGUCAACGGAAAAGGUCAGGGAGAGUUCAGCCACACGGAGACCUUCCAGACUCUACCCAUCCGAGAGCCGAGCCCACCAGCAGUCCAUGGGCAGAGAGGGAUGGGAAAGGCCUACCGACUGGGACUGGUCAAGCAGGAUGAUGGAGGGAUGCCCAUUGUGGAGUAUAUAGUCAAGUACAAAACUGACAAAGAGGAGCAGUGGAUGACCAAGCUGGUUCCGGGAGCGAACGACUACGCCAUGCUGCAGCCGCUGCAGUGGAACACGAGAUACGAGGUGGAAAUCACGGCGCGCAAUGUCAAGGGCCUGUCAGAGCCAACCUUCUAUCAGUUCUUCAUGCCACAGAAGCCUGACAUUACAGGAAGCUACCGUUGAAGGAAGAAAAUGGCAAAGAGUCUCUCAAGCCGGAUACGAUUGAAAUCAAAGUGCACAGUGACAACAGCCUCCACAUAAAGCCAGACGACAGCAAAGCAUAAAAAAGAUAAAAAAAAAACAAAGGAAAUGAAAAAAUAAAUAAAUAAAAGGGUCUGUUCCCCUCCCUCGCCACCAAAAGAACAUUCGGAUCACGAGACCAAACCCCGGAGAAGCGACAACACUGGAAAAUAGUGGAAGUAAAAUACUAUAUCUGUUUAUAACAAGCCCGAAUGGGAGACAUGUGUAAAUAAAAAUAAUAGAGAUGACGGAGAACGAGUCAAACUUUUAGAMACAUUACGGAUUCAGUGGAAGGCUCUUGAUUGUAUUUUUCUUUUUUUUUUUUUCUGUCUCAUGUUUCUCUUUUAAGGCUCAAUUUUACUGAUAUUGCCUUUUUUUUUACUAUUAUUUUGUUAAAACCUUCAUGAGAUUCCCAUGCAGUUAAAACACAUCUGUACCCCCUUGAAUCGUUUUUGGACGUCUUCUGAAGAACAAGACUUAAUCAGUGGUAGAGAGAAAUGUCCAUAAUCAUCUCUGUCAAAUUAAAUGUAAGGGCACGGUGUUUCCAUGCUUGAGUGUUACACUAAAACAACCGUUCUAUGCCUUCAUUAGCCAAGCUCAAUUUUCGAGCUAAUCAGAUGCAAAUGUAGCAGCAUUUUGUUUCAACACGGCAGGGUGUGAGGAUUAAUGAAUCAGGAAAAUCAUGAUUGGUCAUAUUUCUGAAGUGAAACAAUGCAUAGUGAAUGAAUUGUAUGGAUAAUUGAAAGUUUCAGAUAAACUUGGAAUAAAACCAUAAUUAAUAUAAGUAAAAAAAACUAUYAGAAAACUGAACACAAACAUAAAUCUUAUUUGUUCCCAGUCUCUUAACGAUGUCCGUAUACAUAUAUGCAUGAUUUAUUCACCGCAAUUAACACUUGCCAGACGGAAAACUGACAAAAAACGCCGUUCCCCCCAAAAAGAUUAGAAUAAAAAUAUUUUGUAUCUGUGAAAGCAAAAAAAUUUUAAUUAAAAAUAAAAAACAACAACAGAAGCAGUGAAUGUAAUCACUCAAAGCAUGGGAACACUUGAGAGAAUUAAAUUGUUGUCAUAUGGUUUUUCUAGUGAAUAUGUUUGUGUGUUCACACUUGUACCAGAACUGCCUCACUUUUCUUUCUUUGUUUUUCUUUCAUUUCAAUCUUUUUUUUUACUGCUCGGUCUGAUUCUCUCUGAUGUUGUCAUGUGCUGUACAUAGGUGAAAAAAAAUAUUUUACAGAGCUUUUAUGUAAAUAUACUCUAAAGGAUGUGUUUUUUUCCUCUCCAAAAAGCUUAGCUUUUAUUGUGAACAUUCCUCAGAUGAAAAGCUGUAUUUUUCUUUCUCCUUCUUUCUUUUUUUUCCUCCUCCUUCUGUUGUGUUCUAGUCCAAAGUUCAGUGAUGGUAUAAUAUUGCUUUUACUAGUCAUUUGCUUUUCCUUAAGAAAACCCAUAACCUAAGGCCAUUUUACGGCAUUUCAACGGAGGCAGUAAUUACGGCAUUGAUGUGCCUUUUCCUUUUUUCUUUCUUUUACUUCUCUCUCUGCACGGUGACCCGACGCUGCUGCAGAAGUGCUCUCAUUGAAUGGUUAAUUUUUAUUUAUUUAUAAAAAAUUUUGGUCACUGCUUUUUGCCAGAGAAUGUGUCUGAGGAUCGACUUGUAUUGUUGUGAUGCUGUGAAUUUGGGGAAAGUGUACCGUAGACUUAGGAUUGUGGGUUGUAGUCGACAACACUGGACGGACACAGAUGUACAUCUAGAUGUCAGGUUAAUGGCGUUUACUUGAGUACUAAGCAAAGCUGUGGGCUGCUGAAAACCUGGUUUUAUUGGCGUGUUAUGCAUCACUGUUUUUUUGUUUUGAGUACAUACAUGCAUGGGAGUGAGAGUAUGUAUGUGCGUUGAAUGUAUUUGCACGUACAGUACUAGAAGUCAUCUUUAUGUGCGUGCGAGAAUGACCAUACAAGGUUUUCGAUGUCUCCAAUCAAGAGCUUCAACUCAUUUUUUUUUUUUUGUGAUUUAAUUUAUUUGUUGAUUUUUGCAAAUUAGAUCCAGUGUGUACUUYUGCAGACUCUUUAUGCACCGUGAAGCUCUGCAAGUCAUAUAGGCAAAGGCCACAUCAAGGCCUGAACGCUGCAAAGGUUUGAGCAAGGCAUUGGCCGAGAUUCGGGAUGACGAGUAAWUCCUGAAUAUGUACUUCUCAACAGUGAUUAAUUUCCCUGGCUGCAGCACUCAGUGCAUGUGUCUGCGAGCCCCCCACCCCCACCCACCCCCCCUUUUUCACCAUCGCCACUGUCUCCUUGCCUCUCAGACUCUGCUGGUUUUUAUCUUGAACCUCACAGCGCUGGCUUUGUUUCCUCACGGCGAGUCCUCGUACCUGCACAUCUCAAGCGGACGGUCCUGCCAUGGCGUGGUGUCGCUGCCUGUUUCGAUCACUGUAAAUACUGGAGCACAGUGCCUGGAGGCUAUACAAUUUGUACAUGUUCUUUUUUGUAUUUGAAUAUGAGUCUAAAACCCUUUCCCUCCCUUUUCUCCACCUCUUUCCUCUCCUCCUUGUCUCCUCCACCUCAACUCACUCCUUUUCUCUUCUGUCGGGGGUUAAAACAGGUGUGUUUGAGCUCAGUGUACAUUACGUGUCCCCUCUGUCCCCUCCCCCCCAUGUCCCUCUGGACUGUCCCUGCUGAGUGUCAAUUGUGCAGGAGGUGGGAACUAUUGGUGUUUCUCUGUACGUACCUGUGGAACACUUGUGACUCGUAUCAUUUGCCGCUGUAAAUAAACAUGUCCUGGUAGAAGAGA